Molecule: messenger RNA, 3615 nt
Organism: Tyto alba (common barn owl)
Lineage: Eukaryota; Metazoa; Chordata; Aves; Strigiformes; Tytonidae
Gene: ELF1
Product: E74 like ETS transcription factor 1
Exons: 9
Coding region: 658-2538 (626 amino acids)
Biological process (GO): cell differentiation; regulation of transcription by RNA polymerase II
Cellular component (GO): nucleus
Molecular function (GO): DNA-binding transcription factor activity, RNA polymerase II-specific; sequence-specific DNA binding
Source: RefSeq, a predicted model, not a curated record
UGAUUUUAUGUUUUGCCUGUUUUCUUUCUAAAAGCAACAGUUUUGCAAGGGUUUGAGAGAUUUGUUUGGUGUACUGUUUCAUGUUGAAGGAAAUGAUAAAACUACAGAGGAACCGUUUGGAAAAAAAUUGUUUUGUGUUACUGAUAGAAUUUUUUUACUGAAAAACUCUUUAGGGUAUUUGCAUCUUCCUUUUUUUCAUCAUGAGUUUUAUUUUCAUAUCUUUGGGCUGAGGCAACAACUGUCAGCUGUACUUGCAACUGGCAGAGCACAAGCCUCCCUUUCCUUACCUCUUUCCUCCCCUUCUUUCUGCUGUACUGGACCCUCUCGAGACAUCCAGCCUUAAAAACUAGAGUUAUCCUAAGUCGGCUCCCAAGCUGCAGCUGCUUAUCUUGGGCAGAAUGCUUUUUGUGUGCUAAAGGUGAUAAAGGCUAUUGAGGUGGGAAGAACAACUCAGGAAAGGAUUUCCCUUGGUUCGUUUCCCUUUGAGAAGAGAAGAACCUGCGAACACCGAUGAUCUAAGAAAUACGAACACCGAUACUUGAAUCAUUUUGUGAUCCUGCCUUUCUGCCCGGCUGGACCUUGGUGACACUCUCCGUUCUUUCACAUUCGAGAACAUUUUUCUUUGUAUGUGGAGCUGAAACCUGGGAAUGCGUUAUUAUGGCAGCAGUUGUACAGCAGAAUGAGCUUGUGUUUGAAUUUGCCAGCAACGUCAUGGAGGAUGAGCAGCAGCUUGGUGAUCCAUCUAUUUUCCCUGCUGUCAUCGUGGAGCAUGUUCCUAGCGCAGACCUCCUUCAUAACUACUCGGGCUUAUCCUGCGUGGAUGAACCUAGUGACAUGAUCACUGAGAGCUCUCUGGACGUCGCAGAAGAGCAAAUCAUAGAAGAUGAUGAUAUCACACUCACAGUUGAAGCAUCUUGUCAUAAUGGAGAUGAAACAAUGGAAACAAUCGAGGCUGCUGAAGCACUUCUCAACAUGGACUCCCCUGGUCCUAUGUUGGAUGAAAAAAGAAUAACAACUAUGUUCGGCGCAACUGAAGAUGAUGAUAUGGUGGCUCCUAUUACACACGUGUCAGUCACACUUGAUGGGAUCCCUGAGGUGGUAGAAGUUCACCAGGCCCCAGACUCUUACGCUGAAUCACCAGAGACUCCAGAAUUUGAACAACCAAAGAAGAAAAAAGGGAAGAAGCCGAAACCGUGUCGUCCUGAGUCCCCUACUACAACUCCAAACAUAUCUGUGAAGAAGAAAAACAAAGAUGGAAAGGGAAAUACAAUUUAUCUCUGGGAGUUCUUACUAGCACUGCUCCAGGACAAAGCUACGUGUCCUAAAUAUAUCAAAUGGACUCAAAGAGAGAAGGGCAUUUUCAAACUGGUAGAUUCCAAAGCUGUGUCCAGGUUGUGGGGAAAACACAAAAACAAACCUGACAUGAAUUAUGAAACAAUGGGUAGAGCUCUCAGAUACUAUUACCAAAGAGGAAUACUGGCUAAAGUAGAAGGUCAGCGCCUAGUAUAUCAAUUUAAAGAAAUGCCAAAAGAUCUCGUCUAUAUAGAUGAUGAAGAUGCGAGCCCUAGCACUGAAUCAUCAGAUUCAGCUCUGCUCUCAACUCCUGUGGCCAAUAGAAACCAGUCGAGCAGAUCUAGAGCUUCUGCAAACACGGGAACAAAGGGAGGAUCAACCACAGUGCUAAAAACAGGAAACUCAAAGCCUGCUAAGCUGAAGGAGCACGUAGAAGUUGUACAGCAGCAGACACCUGGCUUGACUUCAGAAGUUUUGAGGACAAUGCAGUCUCCACAGCCAGUACAUCCCACUCAGCUUUUUCGGACAGUUCAUGUAAUGCAGCCAUUGCAGUCCCUCACAGAAGGACAUGCUGCUGUAACCAGUAAUGUUCCGGAUGAAACGUUAAAUCCCUCGGUUCAGAAUAUAAGGACUUUACAGACUCCAACCCAAGUUCCAGUGGUUGUUUCUCCUGGAAAUCAGCAGCUGCAUACUGUAACACUCCAGACGGUGCCUCUUACUACAGUGAUAGCCAGCACAGAUCCAGCCUCAGCAACAACACCCCAAAAAUUCAUUUUACAAGCCAUUCCUACAUCACAGCCCAUGACAGUUCUUAAAGAGAACGUCAUGCUACAGUCUCAGAAGCCAGUCUCGCCUCCUUCCUCAAUUGUGCUGAGCCCAGCACAAGUUCAGCAGGUGCUCACCAGCAGCGUGCAGACAAUUUGCAAUGGAACAGUCAACAUGGCUUCGUCUCCAUCCUUCAGUGCCACUACCCCCGUGGUAACGUUUUCACCUAGCAGCUCACAGGUGGUAGCUCAUCCAUCGGGCACGGUGAUCACUUCGGUUAUUAAAGCACCAGAAACAAAACAGAUUGGCAUGCAGGGAGUGGUAAAGGAAGAAGACAGUGACGAAUUAGAUGAUACUGAGCAGUCGGAGCAGAGAUUCCAGCAGCAACCGUUUGUGAUGGUAGUGUCCAGUUCAAAUGGCUUCCCAUCUAACGUGCAAGUGAAGCAAGAAAAUGAGCCAUUGGAACCCAAUUCAUAUUAAUAAAUUAAAAAAAAAAAAAAAAAGACCCUGUGGAUGAUUAUUUUCAUAAAUGUGAUGGGACCUUUUCAGUUAUGUAUAUAUGAUUUGAUUCUGAAGCAAGAUUUUGCAAAGCUACUUAAUUUCUGCAGUUAAUUUUUAGAAUUCAUGCUUUAGAAUGGAUUUUGAUUUUCUGUUAAUUGCUAAAUGUUAUCAUACAAAUAAAAUUAUAUAUUACUCAUGUUUCAAGAUACAGGCAUGAAGGAACAUGCUUUUUACGCUAUGAAGACUUUCCUUGAGGUUGUUGGCCAAAGUUUCAAACUUCUUUCUUGCUGUACGUUUUCAGUCUGUUGCUGAUUUACAUUGCAGUAACAUUAUUAUAACCUUUUCUGUUUAAUCCAUAUGUGUAUCACUUAACUUUUGAAGCAACAGUUACUUUUAGUGGGACAUUUUCAUUCCAUGUGUAUGAGUUUUUAUCAUCAAGUUACCUGUUUCCUACUGGUGAAUGACACCAGUUUAGACUUUGAUAACCAGGUAACCUCCUGCAUUUUUUGCAGCACAAGCUCUUGUGCGUGCAAAAUUGAAUAUACACUCCUAUUGAGAGUACACGAAACAUUUAUUCCAGUAAUGGACAAUGCCAUGUCUAUAUUUUAUAUGAAAACAUCAGAUAUAUUUAAUUACAGAAGCUAACGGCAUCACUACAGGUGCAAACGUUUCAUGCCAUUUUGCGACUAUGAAGCUUAACAAUCUUGCUUUCUACUUCAGAUUAUUUUGUAAGGGGGGAGGGAAAUUAAAUAUACACAAUUUAUGCAGGUAUUUGGAGAUUAAUACUGCUAAGAGUUCUUUUUUUUUUUUUGAUUGUAAAUAAUGUACAUUUAAUGUCACAGGGAAGUUUUUUCAGCUAAUUUGUUUCCAUACAAAUUUUUGAUAGAUGCAAAUAAGAUCAUUAUGUUUAGAGGUCUAAUGUUAUAUGUAUUCAUAUUACAGAGUGAAUUUGUAUUUAAAGACAAAUUUUUAAAUGAUGGAGCCCUCUGAAGCUUGGGUCCUUGUCUUUUGUAUUUUUAAUUGGUUUAUUAUGAAAAUAAAUCAAGUGGAAAAACA